Molecule: messenger RNA, 1221 nt
Organism: Spea bombifrons (plains spadefoot toad)
Lineage: Eukaryota; Metazoa; Chordata; Amphibia; Anura; Pelobatidae
Gene: LDAH
Product: lipid droplet associated hydrolase
Exons: 8
Coding region: 214-1188 (324 amino acids)
Biological process (GO): lipid storage
Cellular component (GO): lipid droplet
Molecular function (GO): lipase activity
Source: RefSeq, a predicted model, not a curated record
GUGGGCGUGGUCAGGCGGUCGCGCUGGGGCACAGUUCUGUCCCCCUCCCUGUUCCUGUAUCUGCAGCUGGGGAGAGAUGCACAGGAGCUGAUCUCGAAUCGAGUGAGGGUGCCCGGCAGGAUAUUACUCAGUGACACCCCAGUUUGGACUUGAAUUUUGUAUCUAGGCUGAGGCGACUUGGUGCUUCUCAUCUCCCAGGUAAGAGAACGUAAAAUGUUGGACGAUCACAUCCCUGAGCACGAGGAGUUCGUGUACUGUGGCGGGGCUGCCACACAAGUCUUGAAGUUUGGGCCAUGGAUAGACCUGCAAAAAACCAAAGGAGAGGUUCCACCGAAGCUGCUGUUCUUCAUCGUUCCCGGUAAUCCUGGCAUUGUUGGCUACUACAGGACAUUUAUGCAAUGGUUGUACCGCGGCUUAAAUCAGAAGUACCCAGUGUGGGCAGUCAGCCACGCAGGUCAUUGUGCGCCACCUAAAGGAAUGGACAUGAUUGACGAUAGAGAUGAAGACCAGAAUGAAGAUAUAUUUGGACUCAACGGACAGAUUGAGCACAAACUUUGUUUUUUAAGGAAGAAUGUACCGCCGGAUACAAAGCUGGUUCUGAUUGGUCAUUCCAUUGGCUGUUAUAUCAUACUGGAGAUGAUGAAGCGAGCCUUAAACCUCCAGGUUCUAAGGGCUGUGUUGCUCUUUCCGACAAUAGAAAGGAUGGCUCAGUCGCCCCAGGGCAAAAUCAUGACCCCGUUGUUGUGCAGCCUGCGCUAUAUCGUAUACAUGCCUCUCUAUCUACUCUCUUUUCUGCCUGAAAGUUUAAAAGCCUCGGUGGUGAAAUUUAUCCUACGGGGGGUAAAGUCUGUCGAUGAAUCUUCAGUCACAGCCUCGUUGAGCCUCUUCAGGGUGGAUUGUGCAGCAAAUGCCAUGUACAUGGGCAGCCAAGAAAUGGUGAAAGUUGUGGAACGAGACAACAGAACCAUCAAAGAAAACUUAAGCAAGCUUUUUUUCUACUACGGGGCCACAGACAACUGGUGUCCUGUCCAAUAUUAUGAAGACAUGAAGAAGGAGUUCCCCGAAGGCAGUAUUUUACUUUGUGAGAAAGGAAUCAGGCAUGCGUUUGUGUUAGACUCCAGCAAAGAUGUAGCGUCCAUGAUAACUCACUGGUUAAAGGGCCAAUCAGAUUUGGGGACUAUAUGGUAGUGAAGCUAUAUAUAUAUAUAUAUAUAUAUAUAU